GGACUACGUGUGAACCGAAGUUCAGGGGAAAAAAGGGCACGGCGCCAUGCGACUCGUCCAGAUCUUCACUAUGCGGCCGUGCUACACAACUAUCCGGCAAUUAGGUGUAUGGAUAACUAAACCCGAAAGAAGGGUGGUUUAACAAGUGUGAUGAAAUUGUUUGACUGGGAAGCAGGGAGACUCUCCGUUUUUGCAUACACUGUUUUGGACACUUCUAAAAGUGCACCGUUUAGCAGCGUGUGAGACGAGGUAACCGACGUCUUUGACCAUGGAGAGGGACGGUGCUAAGAAAAGCGGGGAGGAUAUGAAUCGGCAGUAUUGUGAGCUUUGUGGUAAAAUGGAAAACCUCCUCAAAUGUGGAAGGUGUCGAAACGCUUUCUAUUGCAGCAAGGAACACCAAAUACAGGACUGGAAACGGCACAAGCGGAUGUGUAAUGAGGCCAAGAAACCUCUGUGUCAGCCCCGACCACCCGAUCCACAAUUGCCAAUUGGAAAUGUUGAGGCAGAGCGAGAGCAGUUGUCGAUAGAGAAGAGCACUGAACAGAACAGUCUCUCACAGAACCCAACCAACACUGGAUUUUCGGAGCUGUCUACUGACGGCGAACUAAUUAAAGAUUUUAUCACAUCAGAAGCUUGCUCCGGUACCUACAACCGAGAACCCAAGGAAGAUAUUAACUACAUUAAGCCUAACGGACGAACCAAACCUUCUCCGCAAAAACUGGCAAUGGAAUACAUAGUGCCAUGUAUGAAUAAGCAUGGCAUAUGUGUUGUUGACAGUUUCCUGGGAGAAGAAACAGGACUAAGUGUAUUGAAGGACGUGAGAGCCCUUCAUAAGACUGGCAAAUUUACUGAUGGCCAGUUGGUCAGUCAAAGAAGCGACUCAUCUCAAGAUAUACGAGGUGACAAAAUAACUUGGAUUGAAGGAAGAGAGCCUGGUUGCAAGAAUAUAGCUUUCCUAUUGAAACACAUGGACGAAUUGGUCGGACACUUUAAUGUUAAACUGGGAAACUACAAAAUACACGAAAGAACGAAAGCGAUGGUGGCAUGUUACCCUGGCAACGGGACUGGCUAUGUACGGCAUGUAGAUAACCCCAAUGGAGAUGGUAGAUGUGUGACAUGUAUAUAUUAUCUCAACAAGGACUGGGAUGCCAAGGAACAUGGAGGUCUCCUGAGGAUUUUCCCUGAGGGUAAGGCUCAACUUGCGGACAUCGAGCCCAAGUUUGACCGCCUCCUGUUCUUCUGGUCAGACAGAAGAAACCCCCACGAAGUGCAACCAGCUUACGCCACCAGAUAUGCGAUUACAGUGUGGUAUUUUGACGGUGAUGAACGAGCACGAGCCAAGGAGAAAUACCAAACAGGUGCUGGAGAAAAAGGAGUCCAGGUGGACCUAAACAAGUCUUCAGAUCUGAGCUGAUACAAUAAAGAGAAAACUAGUGUGGGUUGUAGGAUACCGAUGGGCCUUACUGCAUACAUCUGCUGAGGGGGACACACUCAGAAGGAUGAGAAGAAGAGACAGAGGAAGUGGAGAAAGGAAAUGAAAACUAGUUUGCUUUCUGAAACUUUCAUUUUUCCACAUGGUGUUCCACGCAUAGUGACAUUUCUGGCUAUUUUUGAGAUAUCUACCUAUUUCCCAAAUGGAAGCGUCAUCGUCAGGGGAAAUAGCACAUUUUAAUUUAACUAUUAUUAACGCAAAAUACAUGAUAAAAACGUAACAGCAGGUGUGCAAAAAAGGAGACUCAACAUUUUGACCCCUCCCCCACCAUCUCAUGUCACUCAUGAAACAUUUAAUCUUAAUGUGUGUGUUAUUUGUGGAUUAUUCAUUUAUAAGGGGCGGGUGGGGUGACCACCUAGUUUGCCAUACCUAGAAAUACCUCUGCACACACACACACACACACAGAUGCAUAAUGACCCUGAAUGUCACAUCAUUGUACAGCAGGGACUGUUGUAGAAUGUUUCUCUAUGGUUUAUUUUUUGCUUUGUACUUAAAAAAUAAUUGCAAAAUUAUGUGGAAUUGCAAAAAAAUAGGUAGUCCCCUUAAAGGCAGUGACAUUUGUUGUAUUUUGAGUUAAGUAUCAAUACAGAGUACAAGGUGAUUUUCUUGAAUUAAAAGGUACAAAUGACUUUACCUCAAACAGGUUUGACACAUUUCAGACAAAUAAGACGAUUAUAAAGGUUUUGUGGUGACUACUUGACGAAGUCACCACAUCAACCUGACUGACUUUCACAUCUGUACAUUUUCAGUCUAAUGCUGGCACAUGUUAAAUUCCAGUGCUGUUGCCUGGUAACGGAACACAGGGCCAAAUCAUACUGACCUGUAAUUGUUAUCCGUCAGUUUUUGCAGACAUAACCUCAACCGUCACUGUUGUAACUGUCACUGUUGUUAUCGUUGUAAAAACCAAAAGCUGAUUCCAACUACAGU
This is a messenger RNA of Hypomesus transpacificus, 2419 nucleotides long. RefSeq names its product egl nine homolog 1-like. NCBI's taxonomy places the organism in Eukaryota, Metazoa, Chordata, Actinopteri, Osmeriformes, Osmeridae. Gene Ontology annotation, molecular function: L-ascorbic acid binding; peptidyl-proline 4-dioxygenase activity; ferrous iron binding. Bases 269 to 1414 code for a protein of 381 amino acids. Gene Ontology annotation, biological process: cellular response to hypoxia; peptidyl-proline hydroxylation to 4-hydroxy-L-proline. The transcript has 5 exons. Gene Ontology annotation, cellular component: nucleus; cytoplasm. The record is from RefSeq and is a predicted model, not a curated record.